Parnassius mnemosyne (clouded apollo) is the source of this 2064-nucleotide messenger RNA. NCBI's taxonomy places the organism in Eukaryota, Metazoa, Arthropoda, Insecta, Lepidoptera, Papilionidae. The record is from the annotation of a GenBank genome assembly.
AUGACAGCCGGAGCUGAGGAGCACGAGCCCCUAAUAUCUUCCUCAGUGGAUAUUCAGCGAGUUACAUACAAUAAUUCGCCUCAGGAUGGGAGCACACCGAGUGGAUCUCCUCGAACCAGCGGUGGGGAAGUUACCCUGGCAAUACCACAAAGUCGUAACUAUGGUGCAAUUGGCGGAACGGAGAAAGUCACAUACACCUGGGCUGACGUCAAUGCUUUCGCCACCGAGUCGAGAUCUAGGAAUAGAAAGUUCUGGAAAUUCUGGAGAAGCUCCUCCGACCGUAUGUUUCAGCAAAGGAAACAGUUGUUGAGAAACGUAAAUGGUGCAGCGUACCCCGGAGAGUUAUUAGCAAUCAUGGGCUCAUCGGGCGCCGGAAAGACAACGCUCCUCAACACGUUAACGUUCAGAACACCAAGCGGCGUGGUUUCCAGUGGAACACGGGCGCUUAAUGGACAACCCGCAACCCCUGAAGCACUGACUGCGCUCUCUGCGUACGUGCAGCAACAGGACCUAUUUAUUGGAACGUUGACAGUGCGCGAGCAUCUGAUUUUCCAGGCAUUGGUGCGUAUGGAUCGCCACAUACCUUAUGCACAGCGUAUGCGAAGAGUUCAAGAGGUAAUUCAAGAGUUGGCGCUAUCGAAAUGUCAGAACACGGUGAUCGGCAUACCAGGGCGAUUGAAGGGCAUAUCAGGUGGAGAGAUGAAGAGACUUUCGUUCGCCAGUGAGGUGCUCACCGACCCGCCCCUUAUGUUUUGCGACGAGCCCACUUCUGGCCUCGACUCCUUUAUGGCCCAAAACGUCAUUCAGGUACUGAGCGGACUGGCAAAAAAGGGCAAGACAGUAGUGUGUACAAUACAUCAACCGUCAUCGGAGCUGUACGCCAUGUUUGACAAACUGUUGAUCAUGGCGGAUGGUAGAGUCGCCUUCCUCGGUUCACCUGACCAGGCCAGUGAGUUCUUUGAAGAGCUCGGAGCUGCAUGUCCUGCAAACUACAAUCCUGCUGACCACUAUAUCCAACUUCUUGCUGGCGUACCAGGCAGAGAGGAUACGACCAAACACACCAUUGACACAGUAUGCACAGCCUUUGCCAAGUCCGAAAUGGGUUGUAAGAUUGCUUCCGAAGCCGAGAACGCCUUAUUCCUUGAGCGUAAGAUAUCUGGCGGGUGGGUGGAGGCGCCGUGGGCGCGCGUGGCGGCGCUGCGCGCGCGGCGCUCGCCGUACAAGGCGGGCUGGUGCGCGCAGUUCCGCGCCGUGCUCUGGCGCUCCUGGCUCUCCGUCACCAAGGAGCCCAUGCUCAUCAAAGUGCGCUUCCUGCAGACCAUCAUGGUGGCAAUUUUGAUCGGAGUGAUAUACUUCGGCCAACAUUUGGACCAGGACGGCGUUAUGAAUAUCAACGGGGCAAUUUUCAUGUUUCUCACGAACAUGACCUUCCAAAACAUCUUCGCUGUUAUUAACGUGUUCUGCUCGGAGCUGCCGAUCUUCAUUCGCGAACACCACUCGGGCAUGUACCGCGCGGACGUGUACUUUUUGUCCAAGACGCUGGCGGAGGCGCCGGUGUUCGCCACCAUCCCGUUGGUGUUCACCACCAUAGCCUACUAUAUGAUUGGCCUCAACCCGGCGCCCGCGAGGUUCUUCAUCGCGUCGGGGCUCGCUGCCUUGGUCACCAAUGUCGCUACCUCGUUUGGUUAUUUGAUAUCCUGUGCAAGCAGUAGCGUCAGCAUGGCGGCCUCGGUCGGGCCUCCGGUCAUCAUUCCCUUCAUGCUGUUCGGUGGCUUCUUCCUCAAUACGGGGUCGGUGCCGCCGUACCUAAGCUGGAUAUCGUACCUGUCGUGGUUCCGGUACGGCAACGAGGCACUGCUGGUGAACCAGUGGGUCGGCAUUGACUCCAUCGACUGCACGCGCGAGAACUACACCUGCCCCGCUUCCGGGCAGGUCGUGCUACAGACUCUCAGUUUCUCAGAGAAAGACUUCACGAUGGACAUUGUAAACAUGGUGCUACUCUUUAUUGGGUUCAGAUUCCUCGCGUACCUCGCCCUCCUGCUCCGGACGCGGCGUGGAAAAUAA